This is a messenger RNA of Periconia digitata, 1140 nucleotides long. The record is from the annotation of a GenBank genome assembly. NCBI's taxonomy places the organism in Eukaryota, Fungi, Ascomycota, Dothideomycetes, Pleosporales, Periconiaceae.
AUGAUGAUGAUGAUGAUGAUGAUGAUGAUGAUGAUGAUGAUGAUGAUGAUGAUGAUGAUGAUGAUGAUGAUGAUGAUGAUGAUGAUGAUGAUGAUGAUGAUGAUCAUUCUAUCUUUGUCCGCAGCGGAGCUCUCAUCAUCUACAAAGAAGAUGCAUAUAAAUAUCCCCUCUCCCUCCCCUAACCUUCUACUUCUCUUUCGUACACAGACACAUCAAUGACCUCUGCAGAGGGCCGCAGAGGCGACUCAAACCUGUUCGAAGGAUCGCCGAUGUUUGGGAGUUGGCGUCUUACUCAUUUUUAUAGCUAUGUUUAGUGAGUUGCUUCAAUUUCUUAGGAAGUGGAUCAUGUGGUAGAGUGUGGCAAUGACGAUAAUGAUUAUCAUAAUAGUAAAGAUGUAGACACGCUUCGUAUCACAUAACAGCCCCAAAAAAAGCAUAUAACCCUCCAAAUUUCUCCUUCCCCCUUCUUUCUUUUUAAUUCCCACACGCUGCGUGUACGCAGUGUGGAAAUGUGCAAAGCGUUUAUUAUCCCUGUUGAUAUGUGGAAUUGUGCCUCUGCUUAUACACUAAACUUCGGGUUAACACAUAGAUAGUCUAACUUUCAAGGGACGGGCCGUGAUAGUGAUAAUUAUCAUUAUAAAGCCAUUUUUACUAUUACUAGUAAGGUCGUCGCACAAUCUACGAAGAGAGAAGUAUAUAAACCUCCUCCUUACCUUCUUCCUUGCCUGUCUGUUUUUUUCUCUACACCCUGCGUGUACGCAGGCUUGCUAAAAAAAAUAAAAAAAUGUCAUAGAAGAUGAUAUCGAAUGCGGACUUGCGUCCUCCUGCUCUUGUCUUUGUUCUUGCUUGUAUACAUAGAUAAUCCUGCGUUGUAUCUUUUGAACGCCAAAUCCGCGAUGAUAAUGUUGAAAGCUCCAUCAUUACUUCAACCACGCUCUUAAAUAUAUAACAACCACCUAAAGACGUACAUAUAUAAACCCACUUCUCCUCCUCCCUUCCUUAUCUCUGCACAGCAUGCGCGGAGUAGCCAAGCAGAGCAGGACACCAGAAUUCUCCAGAAUCACAGCUUAUGUAGGCAUCUGCUCUGUUCCUGCCGUUCCACUAAAAUAUCUACUUCUCAUCGUGCGAUGUCCUUCCAAU